Molecule: messenger RNA, 1212 nt
Organism: Schistocerca piceifrons (Central American locust)
Lineage: Eukaryota; Metazoa; Arthropoda; Insecta; Orthoptera; Acrididae
Product: mucin-20-like
Exons: 3
Coding region: 1-1212 (403 amino acids)
Source: RefSeq, a predicted model, not a curated record
AUGGAAAGCAAGAGCACAGAUGGAAAGCAAGAGCACAGAUGGAAAGCAAGAGCACAGAUGGAAAGCAAGAGCACAGAUGGAAAGCAAGAGCACAGAUGGAAAGCAAGAGCACAGAUGGAAAGCAAGAGCACAGAUGGAAAGCAAGAGCACAGAUGGAAAGCAAGAGCACAGAUGGAAAGCAAGAGCACAGAUGGAAAGCAAGAGCACAGAUGGAAAGCAAGAGCACAGAUGGAAAGCAAGAGCACAGAUGGAAAGCAAGAGCACAGAUGGAAAGCAAGAGCACAGAUGGAAAGCAAGAGCACAGAUGGAAAGCAAGAGCACAGAUGGAAAGCAAGAGCACAGAUGGAAAGCAAGAGCACAGAUGGAAAGCAAGAGCACAGAUGGAAAGCAAGAGCACAGAUGGAAAGCAAGAGCACAGAUGGAAAGCAAGAGCACAGAUGGAAAGCAAGAGCACAGAUGGAAAGCAAGAGCACAGAUGGAAAGCAAGAGCACAGAUGGAAAGCAAGAGCACAGAUGGAAAGCAAGAGCACAGAUGGAAAGCAAGAGCACAGAUGGAAAGCAAGAGCACAGAUGGAAAGCAAGAGCACAGAUGGAAAGCAAGAGCACAGAUGGAAAGCAAGAGCACAGAUGGAAAGCAAGAGCACAGAUGGAAAGCAAGAGCACAGAUGGAAAGCAAGAGCACAGAUGGAAAGCAAGAGCACAGAUGGAAAGCAAGAGCACAGAUGGAAAGCAAGAGCACAGAUGGAAAGCAAGAGCACAGAUGGAAAGCAAGAGCACAGAUGGAAAGCAAGAGCACAGAUGGAAAGCAAGAGCACAGAUGGAAAGCAAGAGCACAGAUGGAAAGCAAGAGCACAGAUGGAAAGCAAGAGCACAGAUGGAAAGCAAGAGCACAGAUGGAAAGCAAGAGCACAGAUGGAAAGGCGCUCAACUGCUGAGGUCAUUAGCGCCAAGUCACUGUUGUUAGAGCACAUGGAAUCUGUUACAACUCAAGGGGUUGGGGGGACACCAGAAGGACAUGACAAAGAUGCAGAUAAAAUAAGUAAAAAGUAUGAGGAAGUAAUCCUAUGGGAGACAGUACCUGAUAACAACAAAAGCAACAACAAUAAUGACAACAAUUACAAUGAUGAUGGAACAGAUGAUAGCCUAGUCAAAAGUAAGGGGAGAACACAUGAUGAUGAUGAUGAUGAUGAUGAUGAUGAUUUGUUUGUGUGA